AACCACACAUCAUGAGCAACGUGCGUACUAUAAAAGCACCUUUUUGAUGCAUUGUUAUCAAACAAGGUCUCCUACAGCAUUAGGGAUAAGAACUAAGUGGCUAGGCCUGCUAGUAGUUCUGAAAUUUUCGUAAAAGUUGUGAUCUAUCCUCAACAAGGUACAGCAUGCAAAUCUUCGUCAAGACACUGACCGGCAAGACCGUCACCCUCGAUGUCGAGGCUGUCGACACUAUUCAAAACAUCAAGGGCAAGAUCGAGGACAAGGAAGGUAUCCCACCAGAUCAGCAGCGCCUGAUCUUCGCUGGCAAGCAGCUUGAAGAUGCCCGUGCUCUCUCGGACUACAACAUACAGAAGGGAUCCACAUUGCAUCUGGUACUGCGCCUUCGAGGCGGUAUGCAAGUCUUCGUCAAAAUGUUAACUGGCAGAACCAUGGCCAUCGAUACCGAGCCAGAGGACACAGUCGAAGCCCUGAAAGUCAAAGUUUCCGAAAGACUAGAAGAAAUCCCGCCAAACCAGCAGCGCUUGAUCUUUGCCGGCAAACAGUUGGAAGACGGUCGCACCCUUUCAGAAUACAGCAUCAUCAAGGGAUCGACUCUGCACUUGGUUCUGCGGUUAAAGGGCGGGAUGCAAAUAUUCGUGAAAACGCUGACUGGCAAGACAAUCACCCUCGAGGUUGAGCCAUCUGAUACUAUUGAAAACGUUAAGGCAAAAAUUCAAGAUAAGGAAGGAAUUCCCCCGGAUCAGCAGCGUUUGAUUUUCGCUGGCAAGCAGCUGGAAGAUGGUCGUACACUGUCCGACUAUAACAUUCAGAAAGAGAGCACCUUGCAUUUGGUUCUACGUCUUCGUGGAGGAAUGCAAAUUUUCGUGAAAACUCUAACUGGAAAGACCAUCACCCUUGAGGUGGAGCCAUCGGACACCAUUGAAAAUGUCAAGGCUAAGAUUCAGGAUAAGGAAGGUAUUCCUCCAGAUCAACAGCGUCUGAUUUUCGCUGGCAAGCAACUGGAAGAUGGUCGUACUUUGUCUGACUAUAACAUUCAGAAGGAGAGCACUUUGCAUCUCGUCCUACGUCUUCGCGGAGGAAUGCAAAUUUUUGUCAAGACUCUCACCGGAAAGACCAUUACCCUUGAAGUUGAACCUUCGGACACCAUUGAAAAUGUCAAAGCUAAGAUUCAGGAUAAGGAGGGUAUCCCACCAGAUCAACAGCGUCUGAUUUUCGCUGGCAAGCAGCUGGAAGAUGGUCGUACCUUGUCCGACUACAACAUUCAGAAGGAAAGCACGCUACAUCUGGUGCUACGUCUUCGUGGAGGAAUGCAAAUUUUCGUGAAAACCCUGACUGGAAAGACCAUUACUCUCGAGGUCGAGCCUUCAGAUACCAUUGAAAAUGUCAAAGCUAAGAUUCAGGAUAAGGAGGGCAUUCCUCCAGAUCAACAGCGUCUAAUUUUUGCAGGCAAGCAACUUGAAGAUGGUCGCACUUUGUCCGACUACAACAUUCAGAAGGAAAGCACUCUCCAUCUAGUUCUCCGACUUCGUGGAGGUAUGCAAAUCUUCGUGAAAACCCUAACUGGAAAGACCAUUACCCUUGAAGUCGAACCUUCUGACACCAUUGAAAACGUCAAGGCCAAGAUUCAGGAUAAGGAAGGCAUUCCCCCAGAUCAACAACGUCUAAUUUUCGCUGGCAAACAGCUGGAAGAUGGUCGCACUCUGUCUGACUACAACAUUCAAAAGGAAAGCACUCUACAUCUUGUUCUCCGUCUUCGUGGAGGAAUGCAAAUCUUCGUGAAAACCCUGACUGGAAAGACCAUUACCCUCGAGGUGGAGCCUUCGGACACCAUUGAAAACGUCAAGGCCAAGAUUCAGGACAAGGAGGGCAUUCCUCCAGAUCAACAGCGUCUGAUUUUUGCAGGCAAGCAACUUGAAGAUGGUCGCACUUUGUCCGACUACAACAUUCAGAAGGAAAGCACUCUCCAUCUGGUUCUCCGACUUCGUGGAGGAAUGCAAAUUUUCGUGAAAACCCUGACUGGAAAGACCAUUACCCUUGAAGUCGAACCUUCGGACACCAUUGAAAACGUCAAAGCCAAGAUACAGGACAAGGAAGGCAUUCCUCCAGAUCAACAGCGUCUGAUUUUUGCUGGCAAGCAACUUGAGGAUGGUCGCACCCUGUCUGAUUACAACAUUCAGAAAGAAAGUACUCUGCAUUUAGUAUUGCGAUUGAGAGGCGGGCAAUAAGUCAAAUAA
This is a messenger RNA of Topomyia yanbarensis, 2234 nucleotides long. RefSeq names its product polyubiquitin-C-like. NCBI's taxonomy places the organism in Eukaryota, Metazoa, Arthropoda, Insecta, Diptera, Culicidae. Gene Ontology annotation, cellular component: nucleus; cytoplasm. The transcript is spliced from 3 exons. The record is from RefSeq and is a predicted model, not a curated record. Gene Ontology annotation, biological process: protein ubiquitination; modification-dependent protein catabolic process. Gene Ontology annotation, molecular function: protein tag activity; ubiquitin protein ligase binding.